Messenger RNA from Umbelopsis ramanniana AG, 7040 nucleotides. RefSeq lists its product as uncharacterized. Gene Ontology annotation, cellular component: nucleus. NCBI's taxonomy places the organism in Eukaryota, Fungi, Mucoromycota, Umbelopsidomycetes, Umbelopsidales, Umbelopsidaceae. Gene Ontology annotation, molecular function: nucleic acid binding; ATP binding. The coding region runs from base 207 to 6854 and encodes 2215 amino acids. The record is from RefSeq and is a predicted model, not a curated record. The transcript has a single exon.
GUACAUAACCAACCCCACCCUCAGUCUACCCAUUCAAACAAGCUUUCACUCAUUCACCAACCGUUUGAGCGAGAAUAUAGCUAUUUGGAUUUGGUUAUUUUGAAAUCCCGUUUUUUUUUUCUGCGUUUUGCAUCACGCCUUAACGAUCGAUUACUUGUUGAACUGAUCCAGGACUUUGACCAAUCAGCAACUAGACUCAAUACAACAUGGCUGAAAACGCUGCAAAGGCAAAUCAAUAUCAAUAUUCGGCAAACGCAAGUUUAGUCUUGCAGGCAGAUCGAAAACAUCUCCCUCGACGAGAUCAAGAACCCACCGGUGAACCCGAAACUCUUCACGGUCGAAUCGAUCCCAGAGAAUUCGGUAGUCGUGCAGUCAGAGAGGCUCCUAAAGACAAGGAAGUGAAGAAGAAGAAGGCCGAAAAAGCUGAAGAAAUUGAAGAGCGUAAGCGACGUAAGAAGGAACAACGGUAUGUUGGUAAACUCGGUCUUGUUUCGUUUCGCGGCUUCGUGUUUUCUAAUCCAUUUGCUCUUGUGCAAUUGUCCCAUUACAGAGAUCUCAACCGUGCUUAUGGAUUUUCUUCGGUCUUGGCGGCUACAGAUGAUUUUGAGGGUCUCAACUAUCGACCCCGUACCAAGGAAACACGCGCCACUUAUGAACUCAUAUUAGCUUUCGUUCACGAAUUUCUUGGUGAUGUACCACAAGAUGUCAUUCGAAGCGCUGGCGAUGCUGUUUUGGACACACUAAAGAAUGACGCGCUUAAAGAUUUUGACAAGAAGCGAGAAAUAGAAAGCAUCAUUGGAUCCAUGGCUUCAGAACGAUUUGCACAGCUCGUCAAUCUCGGCAAGAAAAUUAUCGAUUACAACAGUGGUGAUACUGAAGCUAUGAAUGUUGAUGAGAAUGGCGACAAGAUCGGCGAAAUUGAUGAUGAACUUGGUGUUGCUGUUGUUUUCGACGAAGACGAAGAAGAGGACGAAGAUGAAGACCACUUCGAAAUUAGAGAUGAAGACGAUGAGGAUGACGAUGAUGUGCCAGCUGGCCAAGUACAGGCUGAAGAGAUGGAAGAAGACGAAGAGGCUUCCGACGAAGACAUGGAUGGCUUCGAAUCUGUUCAAGCUGGUGGUUUACAAACUAGCCGUCGUGGAGCGCAAAAAGAUGCUGAUAAAGUUCAGCCCCAUCAAGUUGACGCUUUCUGGUUGCAACGUACUGUAGCUACGCAUUAUCCCGACCCCCACACAGCACAAGAGAAGGCAACCAAAGCCUUUGAAAUUAUUUCAUCGGACGCUAUCAACACUCGUGAUUGUGAAAAUGAACUGAUGGCAUUGUUCGAGUUUGACAAGUAUGAUUUGGUCAAGAUCUUAACACGAAACCGGGACGUUAUACACUGGUGUACCAAGUUGGCAAGAGCUGACGCUGAUGCACGCGCUGCUGUUGAACGAGAAAUCAAAGACAAGAACCUUGGUUGGAUUUUGAGCAACAUUGAUGGAGAACGUGAAGGAGCCACUGAGCGUUCAGGCGAAGCUAUGGAUGUUGAUGAAGAAGCACCCAAACGUACUCGCGGUCAAGUGCCUACUCAAGCUACCCUUGCACCAGGAACUACCGUUGCUCCCCGCCAAAUGGUCGAUUUGGAUGCACUCAAAUUCGAACAAGGCUCCCAUCUCAUGUCCAAUAAGAAGGUCAAGCUUCCCGAUGGUUCUUUCAAGAAGACUCACAAGAGCUACGAAGAGAUUCACGUUCCUGCACCCAAGCCCCGAGCUUUUGCUGAUGGAGAAAAGCUUGUCCCUAUCAAGAGUCUUCCUUCAUGGGCUCAAGAUGCUUUUACUGGUGCUGAGACUCUCAACCGUGUACAAAGUCGACUUUACCCUACUGCAUUCGGAAGUGAUGAGAAUGUUUUGUUGUGUGCGCCUACCGGUGCUGGUAAAACCAAUGUUGCUAUGUUGACUAUUCUGCAUGAAAUGGGCAAGUUCCGUAAUGAAGCUACAGGUGUCAUUGACCUCGAUGCGUUCAAAAUUGUGUAUAUCGCUCCCAUGAAAGCUCUAGUUCAAGAAAUGGUCGGUAACUUUGGCUCUCGUCUUAAGCCCUAUGGUAUUCAAGUGGCCGAAUUGACGGGUGAUCGUCAAUUGACCAAGCAGCAAAUUGCUGAAACUCAAAUCAUUGUCACAACUCCAGAAAAGUGGGAUGUUAUCACUCGCAAAGCGACUGAUCGUAGCUACACCAACUUGGUGCGUCUCAUCAUUAUUGAUGAAAUUCAUUUGCUACACGACGAGCGUGGUCCCGUUCUUGAGAGCAUUAUUUCUAGAACCAUUCGCAAUAUGGAGCAAACUCAAGAAUUGAUUCGAUUGGUGGGUUUGUCAGCUACCCUUCCUAACUACGCCGAUGUUGCAACUUUCCUUCGUGUCAACCCUGACACUGGUUUGUUCUUCUUUGAUUCUACCUACCGUCCUUGUCCUCUUAAGCAAGAGUUCAUUGGUGUCACUGAGAAGAAGGCCAUCAAGCGAUUGCAAGUCAUGAACGAGAUCUGUUAUGACAAGGUGAUUGGCCAGAUCAAUCAGCGUGAAGAGAAUCAAGUUCUCGUUUUUGUUCACUCUCGUAAGGAAACCGCCAAGACCGCCAAGGCUCUUCGCGACAUGGCUCUUGAGAAGGAUACCAUCACACAAUUCCUGAAGCAAGACUCAGCUAGUCGUGAAAUUCUUCAGUCUGAAGCUGCCACUGUCAAGGAUGCCAAUUUGCAAGACUUGCUUCCUUAUGGUUUUGCUUGCCAUCAUGCUGGUAUGACUCGUGCCGACAGAACACUUGUUGAAGAAUUGUUUGCCGAUGGACAUAUCAAGGUCCUUUGUUCUACUGCUACAUUGGCUUGGGGUGUCAAUUUGCCAGCGCAUGCUGUCAUCAUCAAGGGAACCCAAAUCUACUCUCCAGAGAAAGGUCGAUGGGUUGAAUUGUCACCACAAGAUGUUCUUCAAAUGUUGGGUCGUGCAGGUAGACCUCAGUUUGAUACCUAUGGUGAAGGUAUCAUUAUCACCGCGCAUGCCGAACUACAAUACUAUCUGUCUUUGCUGAACACGCAGUUACCAAUCGAGUCUCAAUUCAUUGCCAAGUUAGCUGACAACAUGAACGCCGAAAUUGUCUUGGGAUCUAUCCGCAACCGUGAUGAAGCAGUCCAAUGGCUUGGUUAUACCUAUCUCUACGUUCGUAUGCUUCGCAACCCUACCCUUUAUGGUAUUACUAUGGAGGAGGCAACAGAGGAUCCAUACCUAGAACAAAAACGUGUUGAUAUGGUCCACUCUGCGGCUGCUGUCUUGGACAAGUGCAAUUUAAUCAAGUACGAGAAGAAGACGGGACGAUUCCAAGUCACAGAACUAGGUCGUAUUGCAUCUCACUUUUACAUCUCUCACAACUCCAUGGCAACCUAUAAUCAACAUCUCAAGCCUAUGAUGAGUCACAUCGAGAUGUUCCGUGUCUUUGCCUUGUCUGAGGAAUUCAAGUACAUUCCUGUCCGUGAAGAGGAGAAGUUGGAGCUCUCAAAGUUGUUGGAACGUGUCCCUAUUCCGGUUAAGGAAUCUUUGGAAGAACCAACCGCCAAGAUUAAUGUCUUGUUGCAAGCCUACAUUUCCCAGUUGAAGCUCGAUGGUUUCGCUUUGGUCUCGGAUAUGGUGUAUGUUACUCAAAGUGCUGGUCGUAUCCUUCGUGCCAUCUUUGAAAUCUGUAUGCGCCGUGGAUGGGCUCAACUCACCAAGAAGGCUUUGGAUCUUUGCAAGAUGGUUGAUAAGAGAGCUUGGUUGACCAUGUCUCCCCUUCGACAGUUCAAGUCUAUGCAAAUGGAUUUAGUCAAGCGCAUUGAGAAGAAGGAAUUCCCAUGGGAGCGUUAUUAUGAUUUGAACCCUCAAGAAAUCGGUGAACUUGUGGGUCAACCCAAGGCGGGAAGAACUAUCUACAAAUUUGUACAUCAAUUCCCCAAGCUGGACUUGCAAGCACACGUACAACCCAUCACACGAUCUCUUCUCAAGGUCGAGCUCACUAUCACGCCUGACUUCCAGUGGGAUGAAAAGGUUCAUGGUACAGCUGAAGCCUUCUGGGUGUUUGUUGAAGAUGUUGACGGAGAAAUCAUUCUUCACCACGACUCAUUCAUUCUCAGAGAACGAUAUGCUGAAGAAGAACAUGUCAUGACUUUCACUGUUCCAUUGUUCGACCCACUCCCACCAAAUUACUUCGUUUCUGUGAUUUCUGACCGCUGGCUUCACUCUGAGACCAAGCUCCCAGUGUCAUUCAAGCAUCUUCUACUUCCUGAAAAGUAUCCUCCACACACUGAGUUGCAUGAUCUUCAACCUCUUCCCGUUUCCGCUCUUCGAAACCAGGAAUACGAAAGCAUCUAUAACGGUACCAUUGCACAGUUCAAUCCUAUUCAGACGCAGGUCUUUAAUACCUUGUAUUCAACUGACGACAAUACCUUCAUUGGAGCUCCUGCUGGAAGUGGCAAGACUAUCUGUGCUGAAUUCGCUUUGUUACGACUUUGGAACAAAUCACCAGGUGCCAAAUGCGUCUACAUUGCUCCUUUCCAAGAGCUAGCGGAUCAACGUCUUGCAGAAUGGAACAAGAAGUUUGGUCAAGUAGCUGGUGGUAAAACAAUUGUAUCUUUGACCGGAGAAACCAGUGCCGAUUUGAAGCUGUUGGAGAGAGGAGAUGUGAUCAUUGCUACCCCGAUGCAGUGGGAUGUCAUUUCCAGACGAUGGAAACAAAGAAAGAACGUUCAGAAUAUUGCUUUGUUCAUUGCUGAUGAAGUACACUUGAUUGGAGGCGACCUUGGUCCUACUUAUGAAGUUAUUCUCUCACGUAUGCGCUAUAUUGCCGCUCAAACCAAGAACCCUAUUCGCAUCGUUGCUUUGGGUACCUCUUUGGCUAAUGCUCGUGAUGUUGGAGAAUGGCUCGGUGCUACCUCUCACUCGGUUUUCAACUUCCAUCCUUCUGUUCGACCAGUACCACUCGAAAUCAACAUUCAAAGCUACAACAUUCCACACUUUGCUUCCUUAAUGAUGGCCAUGUCCAAACCCACCUAUCUUGCCAUCAACGCUUAUUCACCAGAAAAACCCACCAUUGUCUUUGUGCCAUCACGAAAGCAAUGUCGUCUCACCGCGACUGAUAUUCUGACAUUCUGUGCUGCUGAUGAUCAACCUGACCGCUUCUUGAAGUGUAACUUGGAAGACAUCCAAUCUCAUUUGCAACGUGUCCAAGACCCAUCACUUGCUGAAAUGUUGGAACAUGGUGUUGGCUUUUACCAUGAAGCCUUGAGCAAGCAAGAUAAGCGCAUUGUUGAGCAGCUGUUUGAUUCAGGUGCUAUCCAGGUUGUUGUCGCUUCUAGAGAUACAUGCUGGGGCUUGCCUAUGAACUCUCAUAUGGUCAUCAUAAUGGGCACUCAGUAUUUCGAGGGUAAAGAACAUCGCUAUGUUGAUUACCCUAUUCCGGAUGUUCUCCAAAUGAUGGGUCGCGCUUGUCGACCUCGUGAAGAUGAUACGGGUCGAUGUGUGUUGAUGUGUCAAGCUAACAAGAAGGAGUUCUACAAAAAGUUCUUGUACGAAGGAUUGCCUGUUGAGUCCCAUUUGGAUCACGCUUUACACGACCACUUCAAUGCAGAAAUUGUUACCAAGACCAUCGAAAACAAGCAAGAUGCUGUUGACUACCUCACUUGGACCUACUUGUACCGUCGCAUGGCUUUGAAUCCUAAUUACUAUGGACUUCAGGGAACCACACAUCGUCAUCUUUCUGACCACUUGUCUGAACUGGUUGAGAAUACCUUGAACGAUUUGCUCGAAACCAAGUGUAUCACCAUUGAAGAUGAAAUGGACGUCUCGCCACUCAACCUUGGUAUGAUUGCUGCAUACUACAAUAUCACAUAUACCACUGUCGAUAUGUUCAGUGUCAGUUUGAAGAGUGCUACCAAGCUCAAGGGUCUUUUGGAGAUUGUUUCAUCUGCAACCGAGUUUGAUAACAUUCCUAUUCGACAUCACGAAGACAAUGUUUUGAAGCGAAUUUACGAUCGUUUGCCUGUGAAAUUGGCAUCACCCAAGUUCAACACUCCUCGUAUCAAGGCCAACAUUCUACUUCAAGCUCAUUUCUCUCGAACCCAAUUGCCACCGGACCUCCAAUCAGAUCAAACCCUUGUCCUUAGCAAGAUGAUCCCAUUAUUGCAGGCGUGCGUAGAUGUUAUUUCUUCAAAUGGAUGGCUUUCCCCUGCACUUUCCACUAUGGAAUUAGCUCAAAUGACUGUCCAAGCCAUUUGGGAUCGCGACUCACCACUUAAACAGAUACCUUACUUUACAAGUGAAGUCAUCAAGCGAUGCGAAGACAAGGGCGUCGAGUCGGUGUUUGAUAUCAUGGAAUUGGAAGACAGUGAUCGUGAUGAAGCUCUGCAAAUGGAUCAACGCAAGAUGAAGGAAGUUGCUCGCUUCGUCAACCGAUAUCCCAAUAUUGAAAUUGGCUUUGAAGUUGCUGACGACGAUGCCAUUGCAUCGGGUAAUGUCGUUAACGUCAAGGUUCAGCUUGAGCGUGAAGGCGAUGACGAUGACGAGGACCUCGGUCCUGUGUUGGCACCUUACUUCCCUGGUACCAAGGAUGAAGGCUGGUGGAUUAUCAUUGGUGAUAGCUCAUCAAAGACCCUUUUGGCUAUCAAGCGCAUCACCCUGCAGAAGAGAUUGACGGUCAAACUAGACUUUGUUGCUCCUGCCGCUGGUCACCAUAACCUCAAGCUUUAUGUCAUGUGUGAUUCUUACAGUGGUUGUGAUCAGGAAUUAGAUAUGGAAAUUGAUGUUGCCGAAGGCGAAGAAAGUGAAGGCGAUAGCAGCGAAGAGGAAAGUGAUGACGAGUAAAUGUAGAGACUACAAAAAGUUCCCUUUUCUUUUUUUAAACAACUUACCUUUUUUUUUCUUUUUGAUUUCAUUGAUGUGAUUGUUUUGUUCAUAUAUAAAAAGAAAAAAAUACGUUUUAUUAUACAAUUUUCCAGUUCUUGGUCUUUGAUCACGACUAUAAAGUACAUACGUGCCUUGUCAUCAUCA